UCUUGCCGGCUUCAAUAUUGUAUCUUAUGACAAAAGCAGCCAGAAUCAUCUGUUCUCUAUAUUUUUAAUAAUAAUUAACUUUUUGCAGAUCUGACCAGAAAAAUAUUUAAUCGAAUAAUAUGACAUUGUAUAUUUAUUGAAUUCUAUUUUCGUAUACAUAUAUUGCAAUUUCUCACGUGCAAUCAUAAAGUGAACCGCAAGCAAAGUUUUAAUGUCACAUAUGUAAGCUUAAAGUAUUCGAUACAUACCUGAUGGCAACACGUGUUUCCGACAGUUAUUAUUUAAUGUGUACAAUCUGAUUGAAAUUAAUUAGAGUGGUAUGCGAAAAUUGAUCCGUACGAUCAGUAUCUAAACAUGUUUACAUCGAUCAAUAGGUUAAUGUGUUUGCUCGAGUGAAAUUGAAAUCGAGUCACAUUUUCAUGUUUUUAUCACUUCCGUUGUUGAAACUAUGGCUGUCCCGUCGAAAUUUAAUCCGCAAGUUGUACAACAGUUUUCUAUUGUAUUAUUAUUCUCGUGGAUUAUACUAUUAUUCCUUUAUCUGAAUCGUGUGCAACCAUAUUUUUUUAUUGACGAGGUUUUCCAUGUACCGCAAACAUUGCAGUAUUGCGCCAGUAAUUUUACACAGUGGGAUCCUAAAAUUACCACCCUACCUGGAUUGUAUUUAAUUGCAACUCUAGUAUUAUUACCUUUCAAUCUUUGUAACAUCUUUUAUAUGAGAUGUCUAAAUUUACUUGGAACAUUCUUUAAUUUCUAUCUUGUCCACAACAUAAUCGAACGUAUUACAAUAACUCGUCGAACACAGAAAUGGAAUAAUUGGACACAACUCAUGGUGGCUUGCAAUAUUAUGUUGUUCCCACCCUUGUUCUUCUGGCACUUUUUAUAUUAUACAGACGUUGUGUCAGUCAAUAGUAUAUUAUUAAUGUUACUACUGCAUUUACGUAAAAAAUUUAAAACAGCAGCGACUGUAGGUCUGUUGUCUGUACUAAUUCGUCAAACAAAUAUCAUUUGGAUCGCAUUUGUUACCGUGGAGCUUGCAUUUGAUUUAUUAGAUCGUAGUAAGCCUAAAUCUAUAACGCAAUACGAGUAUAAUUCUCUUGUCUAUUUAAAAAAACAAUGGAAAAAGAUAAUGGAAGAAACAUCUCGUGGAUGGACAUCAUUUUGUCAAUUUAUUAUUGAAAUUAUCGUACAGUUGCUUCCAUACAUAACAGUAUGUUUAGUAUUUCUUCUGUUCGUUAUUUGGAAUAAGGGUAUAGUGAUUGGAGAUCGUGCAGCUCAUGUUCCCACUAUUCAUCUCCCUCAAUUAUUCUAUUUCUCUGCUUUUAUUUCUUGCUUUCUGUGGCCUUAUACGAUUACUUAUUGGAAGUCUUACUUUAAUUUUAUUCAAACGCAUUGGAUUCUUCACUGUUGCCUUCUGGUUCUGUUAACCGUAACAGUCCAUUUUAACACUCUAGUUCAUCCAUAUAUGUUGGCUGACAAUAGACAUUACAUAUUUUACUUUUGGAAUAGGCUAAUGGGGAGAUAUGUGUUGUUCAAAUAUCUACUAAUACCCGUUUAUUCGUUUACCCUGUACACUAUGUUCCAUCGAAUCAAGCAUUUGAGAUUUACUACGCAAAUCAAUUACGUUUUCAUGGUAACCGUGGUCCUGAUUCCUCAACUCCUCGUAGAACCACGUUACUUCAUUAUUCCAUAUGUUCUUCAUCGUUUAUUAAUGCAAGAACCAAAAAAGUGGCAAAUUAUCAUGGAAACAAUUACUACAUUGUUAGUCAAUUUCUUACAAUUUUAUAUUUUCGUUAAUAAGACAUUUUAUUGGAGCAACGAACCUCAUCCUCAGAGGAUAUCAUGGUAAUAAAAAAAACUAAAAAAAAAACUAAAAAAGGAAAUUGAAUCUUCUACCUUGUUUUCAUUGUGUGUCUGUGGCAGAAGCAGACACUUUUACAAAUGUCAUUUAAUUGUAGAAUAUCACAUUAUCAUUUAUUACUUUUCUUACAUCUUUCUAUGAGGAACAAUAAUUAACUAAAUAAGCGUGAACGGUCGUCCACACGUAGGAGUGGGUUUGUCUCUUUUUAUUUGACUUGACGCCAUUUCGACUAUGUAAUCGUAAGAACGCAACGAGAGAUUAUUAAGUAAACCAUUCGAAAGUAAA
Molecule: messenger RNA, 2143 nt
Organism: Megalopta genalis
Lineage: Eukaryota; Metazoa; Arthropoda; Insecta; Hymenoptera; Halictidae
Gene: Alg10
Product: alpha-1,2-glucosyltransferase Alg10
Biological process (GO): dolichol-linked oligosaccharide biosynthetic process; protein N-linked glycosylation
Cellular component (GO): endoplasmic reticulum
Molecular function (GO): dolichyl pyrophosphate Glc2Man9GlcNAc2 alpha-1,2-glucosyltransferase activity
Source: RefSeq, a predicted model, not a curated record